UGGAGAGGUGUGGCUGGACCAAGACCUCCCCCGAUGUGAGCAGGUUUCCUCCUCCCCCCACUGCCCGUUGCCACCACGCCAGGGAACGUCCUCAAGCCCUGGCCCUCAGGGGAGAGGUAACAGGAGCCCCGAGCCGAGACCAUGUGACGGCGCUGGCCCUCGCCACCGCCGUCCCCUCCACCCUGGCCCCAGGCCCGGCACCAUGAUGUUCCGAGACCAGGUGGGCAUCCUCGCUGGCUGGUUCAAGGGCUGGAAUGAGUGUGAGCAGACGGUGGCCCUGCUGUCACUUCUGAAGCGGGUCACUCGCACCCAGGCCCGCUUCCUGCAGCUCUGCCUGGAGCACUCGCUGGCGGACUGCAAUGACAUCCAUCUGCUGGAGUCGGAGGCCAACAGUGCUGCCAUCGUCAGCCAAUGGCAGCAGGAGUCCAAAGAGAAGGUGGUAUCCCUCCUGCUGUCCCACCUGCCCCUGCUUCAGCCAGGCAACACGGAGGCCAAGUCGGAGUACAUGAGGCUGCUGCAGAAAGUGCUGGCCUACUCGAUCGAGAGCAAUGCCUUCAUCGAGGAGAGCCGCCAGCUGCUCUCUUAUGCCCUCAUCCACCCAGCCACCACACUGGAGGACCGCAACGCACUGGCCCUCUGGCUGAGCCACCUGGAAGAGCGGCUGGCUAGCGGCUUCCGCACCCGGCCUGAGCCCACGUACCACUCACGCCAAGGCUCAGAUGAGUGGGGGAGCCCUGCAGAGCUGGGCCCUGGGGAGGCAGGGCCAGGCUGGCAGGACAAGCCACCCCGGGAAAAUGGACACGUGCCCUUCCACCCAUCCAGCUCAGUGCCGCCAGCCAUCAACAGUAUUGGGAGCAACGCAAAUGCAGGUCUCCCCUGCCAAAUUCACCCCAGCCCGCUGAAGCGCUCCAUGUCGCUCAUCCCCACGAGCCCCCAGGCCCCUGGUGAGUGGCCGAGUCCGGAGGAGCUCGGGGCCCGGGCUGCUUUCACCACGCCCGACCACGCACCCCUCUCGCCCCAGAGCAGCGUGGCCUCCUCUGGCAGUGAGCAGACGGAGGAGCAGGGCUCCAGCCGGAACACUUUCCAGGAGGACGGCAGUGGCAUGAAAGGUACGACAAGGGAGGGCAGCACUAGGACUCUCUGAAGAGAGGCUUCUGCAUAGCCUAGAGGACAGAAGGGAGCCGUGGUAGCUUCUACCUUCCUGUCCCAUCACCCUGUACCCUACCCUAGGCAGGGACAGGUCUGAGGGGAAGAGUGAGUCUCUGCCCUUAGGGCUCAAGACCGAGCAGAGAGAUCCCUCUAGGCCCUGGUCUGAUAGGGGAAAAACCCCUGCUCUCAGACACCCCAGCCUAACAAGGAAGCCAGAACACAGCGGUAGCUGAUGGAACAGAAGUUCCAGGAAGACUUUAGGGAUACCAGUGAAGUCAUCCUAGUACAUGGCCAGUCAAGCAGCUCAGAAGGGUCAGAUGUCCUGAUAUCAGGGAAGGCCACCUAGAAGGGUGUGACUGGGCAGGAGAAAAAGUGGCU
Messenger RNA from Leptonychotes weddellii (Weddell seal), 1527 nucleotides. Lineage: Eukaryota; Metazoa; Chordata; Mammalia; Carnivora; Phocidae. The record is from RefSeq and is a predicted model, not a curated record.